AUGUUCAGACUUAUUUUUGUAGCGCAGUUACCAAGGGUAGCAUUAAGACAAUCAACUAGAAGAAUUCCAUUGUUAAGUUCUAUAAAGAAUAAAUAUAUUGGCAAAAACUUGUUUAUUAGAGGAUAUGCCGAACACAAUAUCAACAGUACGUUUGGUAAUGAAAUCCCAAAAGAAGUCGCCAAUUUAACGUUAAAUGACUAUCAUAAUGCAGCAGAUGAAUAUUUAGAAAAUUUAGUAACGGGGCUAGAAGAAUUGAGUGAAGACAAUCCAAAUGAGUUACCUGAUGUGGAAUUGAACCAUGGUGUAAUGACCUUGGAAAUCACAGGUCUUGGUCCCUAUGUGAUCAAUAAACAACCACCUAAUAAGCAAAUAUGGAUAGCAUCGCCUGUAUCUGGUCCAAAUAGAUUCGAUCUAUAUAAAGGACAAUGGAUAUCACUAAGAAAUGGGUUAAAUCUAACCAAUCUAUUGACAGCUGAGUUACAACAGGCAAUUCCAGGUGCUUCAUUAGGAGAUAUUUAA
Molecule: messenger RNA, 519 nt
Organism: Maudiozyma barnettii
Lineage: Eukaryota; Fungi; Ascomycota; Saccharomycetes; Saccharomycetales; Saccharomycetaceae
Gene: YFH1
Product: ferroxidase
Exons: 1
Coding region: 1-519 (172 amino acids)
Biological process (GO): intracellular iron ion homeostasis; iron incorporation into metallo-sulfur cluster
Cellular component (GO): mitochondrion
Molecular function (GO): ferric iron binding; iron chaperone activity; ferrous iron binding
Source: RefSeq, a predicted model, not a curated record